Molecule: messenger RNA, 2802 nt
Organism: Suillus paluster
Lineage: Eukaryota; Fungi; Basidiomycota; Agaricomycetes; Boletales; Suillaceae
Exons: 6
Coding region: 234-2498 (754 amino acids)
Biological process (GO): regulation of DNA-templated transcription
Molecular function (GO): sequence-specific DNA binding; zinc ion binding
Source: RefSeq, a predicted model, not a curated record
CGAAAUAAACGGAGUCUGAGUUCUAGAAGUCAAUUUGAGACUUUACCGGCGGUUGGCCUUCUCUGUCCUUGACGAAUGAGCCCGCCAUCCCUUUUCCUGCUCGAUCGAUUGUUGUAACUCUCAAGAAGGUCGAUCCGAGUUCAUCCUCCGUCUGUUUCCCCCAGAUUGUAACAUAUUGUAUACUAUUAUUGGGGGUCUCUUUACGGAGUUCGUUUUCAAGCUUCUAACAAGUCAUGAGCUUCCUCGUGCCAACGCAACGAGGCCUUGAACAUGUAACCCAGCCCAUGGGCGACUUCUCUUCCAUACAUAACCAGCCAAACAGAUCCCAUCUACCCCUUUCAUCCUUGGAAGGGUAUCCUCACCAGGGCAUGUCCGCCCUCUCCACUUCAACGUCCUUUCCACCCUUUGCCGACAUUUCCAUGUCUCAAACUUUGCCAAAGGUUGGGGAGACCCGAUGCUACUGGUCGUUAUUAUCGUCCGAUUUAGAUUUCGUCUAUCUGGAUCCUGUUCUUGCCAGUCAUCUCGAAAACCAAGCCGACUUGCUCAUUGGCAAGUCUCUCCUAUCCUUCGUUCACCCUGAAGAGCAAGCCACUGCGCGAGCAGAUCUCGCAGAAGCUCUCGAACAAAGGACGAUGCACGGUAGUGUAACCAGGGUCAGGUAUUGCCGCCUCUCUCGCAUUCGCCGCAUCCUCGGUCACCAAGGGCCUUCUCAUCCGUGGCCUGAUGGUGACAAGAUUUCGGUCGAUGCUUACUACAUGGUCGUCGACAUUGUUAUUAACUGGGCUGCAGAGGGCCUCGUGCUGUGCUUUAUCCACGCAGUCGUUGAUCUCGAACCUGGUGACAACGAUGAACAUCACAGAACUCCAUGGACAAAUUGGUGUGGCACGCCGUCCAUGCGCCCGGAACAGAUAUCUCUGUUGCAACAGCGGCUUCUAUAUUACUUACCUCAAUCGACUGCCACGACUAGGGUAUUCCAGAUCUUGCUCAACUCUAAUUACAGUCAGCAAGACUGUCGUCUUCUGCUGAGCUGGCCGUCGGACAGUAACCAAGAAUACCCUGGUACGCCAGGAGCAAAAGACUUUGCAAGGCGAGCAGUGGGCAUUCAGACCUCCACUCGGGAUAACAGUGCGAAGACAAGUUGCACGAGACGUUGGAGAAUUCAAGAUACAAUGCCUGGAUUAGGCGAAGUGGAAAGCGUGUUUAUCCCUCAUGGUUCAAUAACGUUUGCAUGCCACACCAUUCAGCACCCUGCUUCGCGGAGCUUGUCUGUCUCUUAUUCUCAGUCUCAGCCGUUCACGAGGCAAACAGACGCCUACAUGCCUGCACACAGCCAACAUCACCCCUAUGACCUGUCGGCAAGCUCGUACACACUCCCGCCAGUUUCUACCUCAAUGCCACAAUCUUACGGGCACUACACACCGUCUUUAACGUCCCAAUACUCUCAUUCGCCGUGGGGAAGUUACUCGGAGCCUUCUUCCUCGCUUUCCCAGUUCAACAGGUGGCCUGCUCAAAGUCCUGCCCAUUCGAUGGCAUCCCUCCCAUCGGCUUCAUGCACCAUGCGCGAGUCGCCUUACUCGAGGCCAUCGCCGUCCCCGAUUUAUGGCGAGAGCAGAACGUCUUUAAGUAACUAUCAAGCUACACCUAGUCCUGAGGACUACAGUACCAAGGCAGGCUUCGAGGCCUUUGACACCGGUAUACCGCCUGUACCUUGUGGUACCGAUGUUGUGCCUCCUCCCAGGCAUCGGGUAAGCCCCGGAACACAUAGAGACUCCCUGCCGCGUACUACCAACAAUCGCCCUAUCGGCGUUCUGAAAUGCAGUAGUUGCAAGGCAACUUCCAGUCCCGAGUGGAGGAAGGGCCCCAGUGGCAGGAAGGAGCUGUGUAACGCAUGUGGCUUACGCUACGCCCGUUCUCGUGCAAAGAAGGAAGGGCACGUGGUGUCGACACAGCGUCGGAAGAAAGACAAAACCGGAGCCGUUGGGGCUAAUGAGGAGUCUGCGGUGCCGUCUACUCCUCCGAUACCUAUUGCCGGUGCCGCUUCAGCGACCCGUUGCGGGGGUCUUGAAGGGACCUCAUUCGUUUCCACAUCGUCUGCUGGGUCUGGAUCUGGUAGUGACGUUUAUUCUCAACCAAGCCCUGUAGCACCGGAAGAUAACCGACCUUCACCAUCACCUCCGUUGCCUGGUCUCAACUUUGUCCAUUAUCAUCCGUCUCAGCCGUCCUCAGGACCGCCUCAUCAACCACGAGUUGAUGGUCGUUCUCCGUUCUCUUAUCACGCGGGGAGCCAUUUCCAACCCUCCCCAUCUCCGUUAUCUUCGGGUCAGCUGACUCUCCGUCCACCACGAGGGCAAGAAGAAGUGCCUGUCUCGUCUCGCAGCGGAUCGUAUCACCCUUAUCCCUCGCCCCCAUUAAAUUCUACCGUUUUUGAACGGGCAAAACCGCAGGAUCGUCACCUGUCUUCACUGACUCCCUCUCCGGAGCGUAGUAGAUUCAGGUGACCACGCCUCGUUAAUUCGAACAAGCUGGCUCGCGCGUUUUGUGACACCUUGGCCUUGUUUUUGUGAAAUGUUGCGUUUCAAUUUUUUUAAUGUUUCCGGUUUCUUUCUUUCGGCCAAUGGUGCUUGCACUUCCUUGCCUAAAAUAUCUAUUGUGCAAUUCGUCUGGUUGUUCCCUUCGGACUUACAUAGUGCAACCAACACAUGGAUACAUGCCUUGUGUAGUUUUAUCGUAGUGGACAUGCUAAUUUGAAUGAGGUCAUGAGAUCAACGGAGACUUUGCGUGUUGUAGGACUCUCGAUUGUGC